AUGCAGGGAGGUCUGAUUGCUCGGGCCCUCAUCCAGUCAUGCGAUGGCCUGCCACCCGUGCACUCCCUGGUAUCCAUUGGAGGGCCGCAGGCUGGAGUUGCCUCCACGCCUCAGUGUGUCCUGCAUGCAGUGUGUCAGCUUAUAGACUCCGUGCUGGAGUUUGGUAUCUACUCUGACAUGGUGCAGAAUCUGGUCGCGCCAUCCGGCUAUGUCAAGAUUCCCACGGACAUAUCGGGUUACCUGGCGGGGUGCAAGUACCUGCCGCACGUCAACAACGAGCUCGCCUCCUGCCGCAACGCCACCUAUGCUGAUCGCAUGCGCUCUCUGCAGCGCGUGGCACUCAUAAAGUUCACAGGAGACACAGUGCUCUACCCACCGGAGACCGCCCACUUUGGCUUCUUCGCCCCCAAUGACUUCAAUAAAAUUCUUCCCAUCAAUGAGACUCAACUGUACAAGGAGGACUGGGUUGGGAUGAAGUGGCUGGUGGAGGCCGGGCGAGUGGACUUCAUAUCCGUGCCUGGGAACCACCUGUGGCUCACUAGAGGUGUCAUUGAGAAGCAUGUCGUGCCGUACCUCAAACCGGCUAGUGGGACGAGCAGCAUGUGA
Molecule: messenger RNA, 606 nt
Organism: Closterium sp. Naga37s-1
Lineage: Eukaryota; Viridiplantae; Streptophyta; Zygnematophyceae; Desmidiales; Closteriaceae
Source: the annotation of a GenBank genome assembly